AUGUCGGAUACUCAAAAAGCUAGUUGGCUAUGCCCCAAUUGUCACAGUAAACAGCCUAGAGGCGACAACACAAAUACGCCUGUCAAGCAGACGGCAUCGUCAUCGUCACCCACGACAGCCUCCAGUAACGUUAUGACACGCAAAGCUACCAAAGUGGCAGGCGAGUCGCCCAUCCCACAAGUACUAAGUAGCGGCGCACUUACAUCGAGCGCAGAGAUACGUGACAUCAUAAAUGAAGCACUGAGGGAAUGGACCACCGGAAUUUGUAGUCAACUAAAUUAA
Parnassius apollo (apollo) is the source of this 282-nucleotide messenger RNA. The record is from the annotation of a GenBank genome assembly. NCBI's taxonomy places the organism in Eukaryota, Metazoa, Arthropoda, Insecta, Lepidoptera, Papilionidae.